AUGGAAACAUUGCCGCCGCCGCCAUGCGACCCGUCUCGGCGCCCAUCAUCCAAGAAUGACCGUAGCAACCGCGGCAACGAUAGCCGAAACAGCCGAGAUGAUCCGGAUGGCCGAGACAUCACAGCAACAUCCAUGGCUGAAUCCAAAGCGCUGCUGAGAAGACGGGUUCAGAAACAACAGCAAAGAGAACAACAACAGCAGCAACAACAACAACAACAACAACAACAACGAGAGCAAGAACAACAACAACAACGACAAGAACACCGAUCCAAUCAGCAAGGGCAGUGGAAGAAGCCACGCAAGCAUGAAGACGCAUCCCGGCAGCCUCCCGAGACGAAAGCACCCCAGCGACAUGGUCAACGCCCAGUAGUUGUUGUUCUGCAAAGUAUCUCCCGUCUUCUGAGGGGCGUGUGGCUUUUAUUGCGCUGGCUGUUUGCCCACCCAAAGCUCGUCGUUAUCGCUUUUGCCGUCAUUGCUGUCCUGUGCUCGGUCGGAAACCAGGCGUCGUCGUCGUCUUCGUCGUCGCCACGUUCGUCCGCCUCCCGGCACAGAGAGGUACUGUCACCCGUCAUACCCAGCUUCCCAUCCUUCUCGGACGGGAUCAGCGACACAGCAGUCGUUGUGGCUGAUGUGAUUAACGGUGACCCCGACUACGCCCUGUAUAUCACACCAUCAGUGAUGCCGGCCCGUAAUCUGCUUGAUAACGUUGACUCGGCGAUCCGGGCCUUUUCACAACGUCUCGUCCAGGAACAAACGCAGUACCUCAGACUCAUUCACCGGACUGAGAACUCUCCAGCGUUAGGUCAGCCGCUGCGCAGCGCCUGGCCUUGGACGUACUCGCGACGACAGGCCCAGGCCAGGGAUAUAGCCCUAGGGCAGGGACGGCAGCUAGGCAAGCUUAUUGAGGCAGCCCUCAGCUCACGCAAUACGCUCGUGAAGACGCUUAGAAGCAAGCAGACGUUACAGGCCACGCUACACGUCUCUCGUAACACAUGUAACUGGGCCAAGAUGCUGGAAACCAAGCCUCAAAUCGUCGCCGGCUUCGUCGAAAGGCUAACAACAUUUGAGCCAGCCAAGGCAGAUGGACCGCUGACCAAUCAUGACGUCCAGGUCCGGGACCUUGUAACUACCGAGGUUUCGCGAGCAAGGGUGCUCUGCUCUGGUUCCAACGUCAUGGCCACCUCAUGGAAGAGGUUGGAGGAGCACGUGGUCCAACGGGAUGUCGAGGACCUUAUGUCUGCGAGAGGGCAGGUGCAACAUUUGCUGGAGCAAGUUGUUAAUGGCUCCAACAAUCUUGACCCGGAUGAGCUGAACGAGUGGGAGGCCCGCUUGGUGGAUAUCGCCGUCGCACUUUUGAAGAGCAUGCGUCAAGUCUACGGGAGGUACUCGGAAGUUUGA
This is a messenger RNA of Colletotrichum graminicola M1.001, 1398 nucleotides long. RefSeq lists its product as uncharacterized. The transcript has a single exon. NCBI's taxonomy places the organism in Eukaryota, Fungi, Ascomycota, Sordariomycetes, Glomerellales, Glomerellaceae. The record is from RefSeq and is a predicted model, not a curated record. Bases 1 to 1398 code for a protein of 465 amino acids.